AUAUGUCUAUCUCAUUGCAAUUCAGUUUUCUCAUUAUAUACCUUUCAACUUAAAUAAGAAAAUCUCUGUCUAGCUUUCUGUCCUACGUACUCUACAGUUAUGGCUUCGGUACUUCGCACAUCUUCCAGUAUGAUCACGCCCACUGGUCACCCCGUCGUUGUCCCGUCAGUGUUACCAAUUAAAUCUUCUCUUCCCUCUAUCCGCCUGACCCGUCCGUGCAACAAACCGACUUUGCUCAUCUCAUGUUGCUCCUCUGGGUCCAAAAAGGUGGCAACUAGUGCUACUGACCUCAAACCCAUCGUGGAACAGUGGCCGGAGUACAUACCGAACAAGCUCCCAAACAAGAAGUAUGUACGUGUACUCGACACGACACUUCGUGAGGGCGAACAAGCUCCAGGUGGAUCUCUUACUCCACAACAGAAGCUAAAGAUUGCCCGCCAACUCGCCAAACUCCGAGUAGACAUCAUGGAAGUCGGUUUUCCCGGGUCAUCAGAAGAAGAGUUUGAAACCGUUAAAGCCAUCGCCAAGACCGUGGGGAAUGAGGUGGAUGUGGAAACAGGUUAUGUCCCGGUGAUAUCCACCCUUGCACGAAGCAAACAUAGAGACAUCGAGGUCGCUUGGAAUGCGGUGAAGUACGCAAAGAGGCCGAGGAUAUGCAUAUUCACAUCUACGAGUGACAUUCACAUGAAAUAUAAGUUGAAAAAGACUCAAGAAGAAGUGAUCAAUAUGUCCUUAAGUAGUAUUAGGUUCGCAAAAAGCUUAGGCUUCCAUGACAUCCAAUUUGGUUGUGAAGACGGUUGCAGGUCGGAGAAGAACUUUAUAUGUAAGAUUCUAGGAGAAGCGAUCAAAGCGGGUGCUACCUCGGUGUGCAUCGCGGACACUGUAGGGAUCACAAUUCCGCACGAAUUCGGAGAACUCGUGACCUAUGUGAAAGCAAACACUCCUGGAAUUGAUGAUGUUAUCUUAAGCGUUCACUGCCACAAUGACCUUGGUCUUGCAACGGCCAACACAAUCGCGGCUGUAUGUGCCGGAGUCAGACAAUUCGAAGUAACGAUCAAUGGAAUAGGUGAAAGAAGUGGGAAUGCGUCGCUUGAAGAGGUCGUGAUGGCUUUGAAGUGUCGAGGAGAAUAUCUGAUGGAUGGUGUUUACACAAAUAUAAACACACGCCAAAUUAUGGCUACUAGCAAGAUGGUUCAAGAGUAUACUGGCUUGUAUGCUCAACCACAUAAACCCAUAGUUGGAGACAACUGUUUUGUUCAUGAGAGUGGCAUUCACCAGGAUGGAAUGUUGAAAAAUCGAAGUACAUAUGAGAUCUUAUCACCAGAAGAUAUUGGGAUCGUAAAAUCUCUUAAGUCUGGACUUGUUCUUGGAAAGCUUAGUGGACGUCAUGCUGUAAAAGACCGGUUGAAAGAGUUGGGAUACGAAAUCAAUGAUGAGCAAUUGAAAGACAUCUUCUCACGAUUCAGAGAUUUAACCAAGCAGAAAAAGAGAAUCACGGACGCUGAUCUGAAGGCAUUAGUGGUGAACGGUGAUGAAGUCUCAAUAAAGAAAUUAAACAGUAAUGGAAUUAACAAACUCAUGUCAAGCCCUCAGAUUCCCAUGUUGGUAUAAGUUUUUGAAGAGAACGUCGUGUAUUUUCGUACGUACUACAAUCUAGUUUUAAUUGAUAUGCAUAUGUCUUGUUGUUGUAAUGAAUUAUGUGUGCUCUCUUUCAAACCAUUUGACGAAAAAUAUUUCAAGGUUUUGGCUUCUUCCUAUCUCCGUGUUGGGAAAAACUUUUGAUUCCACUGACCUAUCCAAGGAAUACGUUUCCCCUA
This is a messenger RNA of Camelina sativa (false flax), 1817 nucleotides long. Its product is annotated as methylthioalkylmalate synthase 3, chloroplastic-like. Gene Ontology annotation, molecular function: 2-isopropylmalate synthase activity. The record is from RefSeq and is a predicted model, not a curated record. Gene Ontology annotation, cellular component: chloroplast. Gene Ontology annotation, biological process: L-leucine biosynthetic process. Lineage: Eukaryota; Viridiplantae; Streptophyta; Magnoliopsida; Brassicales; Brassicaceae.